Messenger RNA from Ailuropoda melanoleuca (giant panda), 1649 nucleotides. It is a transcript of the gene ARL8A, whose product is annotated as ARF like GTPase 8A. Gene Ontology annotation, cellular component: lysosomal membrane. Lineage: Eukaryota; Metazoa; Chordata; Mammalia; Carnivora; Ursidae. The record is from RefSeq and is a predicted model, not a curated record. Gene Ontology annotation, biological process: anterograde axonal transport; protein transport. Gene Ontology annotation, molecular function: GTP binding; GTPase activity. The transcript is spliced from 7 exons. The coding region runs from base 5 to 766 and encodes 253 amino acids.
GACCAUGAUCGCUUUGUUCAACAAGCUGCUGGACUGGUUCAAGGCCCUGUUCUGGAAGGAGGAGAUGGAGCUGACGCUGGUCGGGCUGCAGUACUCUGGCAAGACCACCUUCGUCAACGUGAUCGCGUCAGGACAGUUCAAUGAAGAUAUGAUCCCCACCGUGGGUUUCAACAUGCGCAAAAUCACCAAAGGGAAUGUGACCAUCAAGCUCUGGGACAUUGGGGGACAGCCCCGAUUCCGCAGCAUGUGGGAGCGCUACUGCCGAGGAGUGAGUGCCAUUGUGUACAUGGUGGACGCCGCUGACCAGGAGAAGAUUGAGGCUUCCAAGAAUGAGUUGCACAACCUACUGGACAAACCCCAGCUGCAAGGCAUCCCGGUGUUAGUCCUGGGUAACAAGCGAGACCUCCCAGGAGCAUUGGAUGAGAAGGAACUGAUUGAGAAAAUGUUCCACUCUGGUUUCCCCCCAGGAAUCUUUCUGCCAUCCAGGACCGAGAGAUCUGCUGCUACUCCAUCUCCUGCAAAGAAAAGGACAACAUUGACAUCACCCUACAGUGGCUUAUUCAACACUCAAAGUCACGGAGAAGCUGAGACUGCGGUCCUUCCCCCUCGGACCAGGGACCUGCUGUCAUCCAAACCGGAAGCCGAGCUCCCCGCCCACCCCGCCGUCCCCCCUAAGCCCGCCCCUCCUCACUCAGCGUGGGGAGGGGCCCUCUGGGGAUCCCAGAGUCCUGUUCUGCUGAGGUUUGAACUCCUGAUUUUAUUGUAAAAUAAACUGCUCCCAUUCUGGUCCCCUAACCUCUGGCCCUCCCCCUUCCCUCUGCCCUUUGCCCCCUGCUUCGGUCCAGUCCCCUUAACAGCCCGGGCCCCACAGCCCCUGCCCUCCUCUCUCCCCUGUCCCGCCCCUACGCCGCCCUUUUCAACACUCUUCAGUUAUCGUCCUGUGUGUACAGUAUAUAUAUGUAUAUAUAUUUUAAUUUUUUAAUUUAAGCAAAGACUAAAAUCAACCAUUUGAUGCUGCAGGGGCCCGUCAGGAUCUGGGAGAGGGGCGGUGUGGAAAGAAGGCAAGAGAGGCAGGGCUGGCUCGAGGCAGGUCGAGAUUAGGAAGGUGAAGGCUAGCUCCUGGGGCAGGUACCAGCCUGGGCACUGGUGGCCGUCCCUAUGUCCCGUUUGUUUCCACUUCCCAGUCGGGCUUGUCCCUGCAGUGCUCGAAUGUCACAGGCCGACAGGAGUCUCCAGAGGCACCCCUCUCUGGCCCCAGUCUCAGUAGGGCCACCGGGCACACCUGAGUGCCAGAGACCACCGGGCCAAAGGGGCAGGGGGCCAGCCUCCACGCCGCCCCAGCAGCCCCUCCUGCCCGCCCCCGGCUCCCAGCUCCUGCCCCUUCCUAGGGCCCCCAACUCCAUGGGCCACCUCAUUUUCUGUUCUCAUUUUGCAGAGUUGCACAAGGAGAGAACUCAGCACGGGGGGUUGGUUCUUUGGGUUUUGUUUUCUGUUUGUUUAUUUGUUUAAUUUAAUGAUUUGUAAAGUGAUGUUCCUCUUCCUUUUUUACACUUUUAGCUCAUAUUUAACCUCUGUUUGGAAAAUGAUUCUUGUAACUGUACAUUUUUUUGCCUCCUAACAACAAGAAUAAAUGACCGGUUUUGUGUUGG